AUGGAACACGACGACUUUGACACCGAGGACAAAGAGACACUAAACUGGGAUAUUAAUGACAUGAAACUGCCUCAGAACGUGAAGAGGACCGACUGGUUCCAGGAGUGGCCAGACUCCUACGUGAAGCACAUCUACAGCUCGGAGGACAGGAGCGCACAGCGGCACCUGAGCAGCUGGGCGAUGCGCAACACGAAUAACCACAACUCCCGCAUCCUCAAGAAAUCCUGCCUGGGCGUGGUGGUGUGCAGCCGUGACUGCUCCACCGAGGAGGGGCGCAAGAUCUACUUGAGGCCUGCCAUCUGCGACAAAGCCCGGCAGAAGCAGCAGCGAAAGUGCUGUCCCAACUGCAAUGGACCUCUGAAGCUAAUUCCCUGCCGAGGCCACGGGGGCUUCCCAGUCACCAACUUCUGGAGGCAUGAUGGACGCUUUAUAUUUUUCCAGUCAAAGGGAGAGCACGAUCAUCCAAAGCCAGAAACCAAGCUAGAAGCAGAGGCAAGAAGAGCAAUGAAGAAAGUGCACAUGGCAUCUGCCUCCAGCUCCUUAAAGCUGAAGGGGACCCCAGAUACAAAGUCUCUUCCAGGUGAAACACAAAGUCAGGGAAGUUUACCUUUAACCUGGUCAUUCCAGGAAGGCGUCCAGUUGCCUGGUAGUUACAGUGGACCUUCAAUAGCUAACGCUCCCCAGCAGAACUCGCUGAGUGAUUGCUUGUCCUUCUCCAAGAGUUAUGAUUUGGGGGAAACCAAUGACUUAGCAGACCCGACUUCCACCUUGGACUCUACUAAACUCUAUGAAAAAUGCAAAUCGUCUAAUAGUAAGAUCUACAAUAAUGGAGACGUGUUUCAGCCUUCUGCCUCUGGAGUCUACUCAGAUUACAAUGAUCUUCAAGCCUGGCAUAAAAACGCUUCUUUGGGCAGAAACCCUAUUAAUGACAACUGUUGUCCUAGUUACCCCUUUCCUCUGACCAGCUGGGCUUGUGACUUCUAUCCUUCCCAGAACUCUUUGGAGCCCUGUCCCCAGCAGAUUCCAUUGGAACCACUUGCAGCUCAAACUAGCUGUCAUACCGUGUGGCCAAAUUCGGGAGGUGAUUUUUAUGAGGAGAAAGUGCCCGUGGAUUUCAACGGCUAUAUGCCUUCCCUUACAUACCACGGGACUCCACAAGACCCCUUUGUGCUCAGUUACAGCUCCCACCCUCAUCAACAGUAUCCACUGCCGGCCAAGAGCAGCAAGUGGGAUUUUGAAGAGGAAAUGACGUGCAUGGGUUUGGAUCACUUCAACAACGAAAUGCUUCUAAACCUCUGUCCUUUAAGAUGA
Molecule: messenger RNA, 1311 nt
Organism: Castor canadensis (American beaver)
Lineage: Eukaryota; Metazoa; Chordata; Mammalia; Rodentia; Castoridae
Source: RefSeq, a predicted model, not a curated record